UUCUUAAACAAAGCAACAGGCAAAUACUCAAUGAUCUUUAAAGUACGAGAAAUUGGCAAUUUUCUGUGAUUAUUGCGUGUCUUGUUGUAUAUUAUUGUUGCUAGACAUAGUUUUACCCCUAAGAUGAGUGUGAAAGACAUCUAUUAUUCUGAUAAAUAUUACGACGACGAGUACGAGUACAGGCACGUUGUCUUACCCAAAGAUAUUGCAAAAUUAGUGCCCAAAACCCACCUAAUGACGGAAAAUGAGUGGCGGUCAAUCGGUGUGCAGCAAUCCCGCGGCUGGAUACACUAUAUGAUCCAUCAACCAGAACCUCACAUUCUACUGUUUCGACGGCCGAAGACGACGGCGUAACGACACUACAUUCCGGAAAAAAAAGUAACGCUUACUGCGCUAUCAUGAUCUACAGUGUUUCAGUUACAGUUCAAAUACCUAGAACAUUCUGGAAAUUUUCUAUGAUUAUGAUCUUGUACAAAUGGAAUCUGCUAGGGCGACUAUAGCUUCCCUCUCGGUCGGUUUAGGUUAAGUUCCGUGUUUUGUACUGUCGUCAGCUGAUUAGGGUGUAGGGAUUAUGGAUUCGAAAAAUUACAUAGCGAACCUAUUGCUCUACCUGUAACAAUAGUUCAAAAUGUUUAACGUAAAACAGAGGCACAGGGCCAAGCAGCGGUAGAAAGCAAAUUAGGUUGAAACAAAAACAAAACUGUACAGAUAAAUUUCCACCGCGGGCUCGUCUCACUGCCAACAGCAACCGCCUAAGAAGAGAGUAUGAGUGUGUGGGUGCCUAUUAUUGUCUUGAGAAAGAUGGAAACAAAAAAUACAAUCAUUCUAAGUAAGUUACUUUUAAUAAACAUUUUAAAUUUUUAA
Messenger RNA from Ochlerotatus camptorhynchus, 864 nucleotides. It is a transcript of the gene Cks30A, whose product is annotated as Cyclin-dependent kinase subunit 30A. Gene Ontology annotation, molecular function: protein kinase binding; cyclin-dependent protein serine/threonine kinase activator activity; histone binding. Bases 124 to 354 code for a protein of 76 amino acids. NCBI's taxonomy places the organism in Eukaryota, Metazoa, Arthropoda, Insecta, Diptera, Culicidae. Gene Ontology annotation, biological process: regulation of mitotic cell cycle. The record is from RefSeq and is a predicted model, not a curated record. Gene Ontology annotation, cellular component: SCF ubiquitin ligase complex; cyclin-dependent protein kinase holoenzyme complex. The transcript is spliced from 2 exons.